This is a messenger RNA of Pollicipes pollicipes, 2161 nucleotides long. RefSeq names its product somatostatin receptor type 2. Gene Ontology annotation, molecular function: somatostatin receptor activity; peptide binding. The transcript is spliced from 2 exons. Bases 705 to 1889 code for a protein of 394 amino acids. Gene Ontology annotation, cellular component: neuron projection; plasma membrane. Gene Ontology annotation, biological process: G protein-coupled receptor signaling pathway. NCBI's taxonomy places the organism in Eukaryota, Metazoa, Arthropoda, Thecostraca, Pollicipedomorpha, Pollicipedidae. The record is from RefSeq and is a predicted model, not a curated record.
UCGGGGCCGACGCAGCGCCGCCGGAGUCGACGGGCGGCGAUCAACAGCGGCGCCAGCGCCGUCUCGGGAGACGUCGAUCCGUCAGGUAGCGGUCGGGUGCGGGUUCGGUGCGCGUGUGCUGACGCCGUCCGACGGGUGCCGGUCGGGUGCAGUGCUGCCUCCACCUCUAGACGCCCGCCGAGCUCGGCGCCGAACGGGCGACGCCUGCCGGCCGGACGCUAGGGAGAAGUCCUCGCGCGCCUCACGAAGUCGCGCCACGCCUCACGUCGUCGGCUCCCGAGCGCGAGCCCUUCCGCUCCGGCCUGCCGCCUCCGCCUCCCGCCAGUCGCCGAGCCGCUGUCAGCAGUCUACUGCCGUCUGUCUCGACGCGCGGGCGUUGCCAGGCAAGCCCGCCUCUCCGGCUCCCGUCUGUGCCGGAUGUUCCCUGAUUUCCCGGCCGGAAGCGCUGAUCUCCGGCAGCCGCCGGAAGCUGCCGAGACUGAGCCUGCUGGAGCGCCUCCGGCUCCUAGACGGCAACUGUUGCUCCGCGCGAGCGGCCCGCUGAGUGACGUCGUCGCUGUCUAAGGUCUUCGACGCCUCUGCCCACCGGUGAUCCUGGCGACCGAAUUUCGUCACUAGGUGGACCAAGCUGCUAGUGGAGGUCCCGGCACUGGUCAUCGCGCCGGCGCUUCGCCUGUUAGGACGACGUCGCGAACGCCUCGGCCAUGGCGUCAGGAAAUCCGUACCAGAACUGCACGGUGCUUCAGUUGCUGGACAACGAUACGGUCAACUGUCUCCAGGUGGCGCCAAGCACCGACCCCUACAAGGUCAUCAACGCCAUCCUCUACGCCACAGUGAUGAUGAUCGGGCUGAGCGGUAACACGCUUGUCAUUUACGUCAUCCUGCGCUACAGCAAGAUGCAAACCGUCACCAACUUCUACAUCUUCAACCUGGCGGUGGCGGACGAGAUCUUCCUCAUCAGCAUUCCCUUCAUCCUGACCACGAUGUCGCUGGGUCACUGGCCGUUCGGCAUGGUCAUGUGCAAGAUCUACUGGACCAUUACCAGCAUCAACCAGUUCACCAGCAGUCUGUUCCUGACGGUGAUGAGUGCGGACCGCUAUCUCGCCGUUUGUCACCCCAUCAGCUCGACCCAGUGGCGUACACCGCUCGUGUCCAAAAUCGUCUGUCUGACGGCCUGGACGGCCAGCUCCCUGAUGGUGGUGCCGCUCUUCAUGUACGCUGCCGAGUACGAGGGCCAGUGUAACAUCUUUUGGCCGGAGGACAUCGGCGGCGAGAAGGCGUUCACCCUCUACACCUUCGUCAUGUCCUUCGCCAUGCCCGUCAUCCUGAUCCUCGUCUUUUACGUCCUCGUCAUCCACAAGCUACGCCAUGUGGGGCCGAAGAACCGGUCUCGCGAGCGCAAGAAGAGCCACCGCAAGGUGACGCGGCUGGUACUGACCGUCAUCACCGUCUACUUCUGCUGCUACCUGCCCUUCUGGGUCACCCAACUCUCGAUGACGCUCAGUAGCGAGGCGCGCGUCCGCCACAGCCCCGUCAUGGUCUGCGUCAUCCUGCUCGUCUACACGCUCACCUACUUCAACAGCGCCGUCAACCCUAUCCUGUACGCCUUCCUCAGCGACAACUUCAAGAAGUCGUUCGUUAAGGCGUGCCAAUGCGCGCGCCUACCCGACGUCAACAACGCCCUGCAGGCGGAGAACUCGGUGUUCCCCCGCCGCACGGGCGGCAAGUCGGUCGACCAGCGCGAGAUGGAGGAGCGUGCCAUGUCCGUCGACCCGAGCACCGGCCUCACGGGCUUCGGCAGCCUUCCCCUGUCACGCUCGCUCAACCCCUGCAGCCUGGCCGAGACGUCCAACGGUCACCUGACCCUGAAGGUGCCGGCCAUCGGCUGAGGGAGGCCGCGGGGAGGAAGACGGCGCGUCCCGCGAGGCUUCCAGCGGACGGCACGCGCUGCACGCCAUCUGAGACGCGCCGCCGGGGCAGUCCAGCUGCUGUGGGACGCAGCGAGGGUUACGGCGGUGCCGAGAGGCGGCCGGCGGGGCAGACGCCGGCGAAGGCUUACCGACCUCUCGGGUGAUGAGCCACGCCUCGGUGAGGCGCGGCUCGGACGUCUGACGCUGCGUGGUGACCGCAGAAGCUGAAGGCGUGGUUGUUGAAAUGUUUU